CCUUCACUUCACUCCCCUUUGGUCUCUCUCCCUUCAUCUCUUCAUUCGCGCAUUCAUCACGUUAGAAUUUAUUUUUAUCGAGGGUAUUUUGAUAACAAUAAUCACAUUCAUUUCAUAGUAUUCCACGUUAACUUCCCUGUAACAUGAUAUAAUUUUAAAUAUUUGCGCGUGGGACUGUCAAAGUUACCGGAUGAAUCUGGUGCGAGGUUGUGACUCAGAAGAAGGAUUUUGAAGACUACAGUGCAUUUUAGUGUUACGGAAAUUACAUCUGGUUGUUGUAUGUGAUGUCCGACGGAGAUCCAUCGCUUGAAGAGGACGUUCCCAAGCCUCUGUUGGUAAAUGUGGAGGAGAAUGUGUUUACCCCGAAGAUAACUACCCCUAUUUACGCGGGCGGUGUAAAAUUACAUCACAAGAGAUCUGACGCAGGCGAGACGGAGUCUUUCCUGACUGAAGCCCAGCGCAAUGACCUCGCCUUCCAGCAACUCUUCCAAAGUGGAGAUGACGAAUUUCACGAGACAGAGAAGGCGCGGGAGGAGAAAAUCGCGGACCUUCAGGCCAUGUCCGUCCUGAGCAUGUACCACGACAACAUGUCCCAGGACAUGAACACCGACCGGGACAACGGUAGCGAAGCGUCCACCAGGCCAGCAGAGGAGUGUAUCUGCGGCGGACCUCCCGACGUCGGCAAUGGCAAACCCUCGGACAACCAUUGCUCGAUAGUGAUGGGCGGAGUCCUCCACAAUCCCUCUCUGACCUUCACCGAUGGGGUGAAGACGGUAGACUACGUGUUGGUCUGGGAGGCCGGCAAAGAGGACGCGAGGAAACCCGAGGCGGUGGAACAGAGGAGGAUAUUUGAGGAGAACCUGGAACUCGAGGGGUUAGCGUUGGAGAGGGCAGCGCCGGAUAACCUGCACGGACUGAACUUUGUUAAGAUACAUGCGCCAGUACAAGUUCUGAAAGAUUAUAGUGAAAUAUUAAAAUUAAGGAUGCCAAUGAAGGAAUGCAGUAAGAUACGAAAAGGUGGGAAGACGAAUAAGAUACUGAAUGCUGCACUGUAUAUGUCUAAGUUCUCCGCCCUCAAAGACGUGCACGAAAAGACUAACAGUCUGCUGGACAAAGUGGAGGGCUGUUGGGAUAGCUUCAUGAACACAAUUAGGGUGGACCCAGUAAAGUUCCCUGAGAAGAGACACCGCCUCACUGCCAUUUAUUCUAAGGACAAGGAGUACUUAUUCGAUACAAGUUCCCCAUGUUUCUGGACUCCGUCGAUCCGUUCUCGCAUAGUCCAGUUCAUCCUGGACCGCAAGAAGUUUUCCAAGGAGCCCGGCGACGACUUCGCAUUCGGCAUCACGAGGCUUAUCAGCAAUAACGUGUACAGCGCUGCGUAUCCUCUACACGACGGUGAUCUCAAAACUCCUGGCUCAAUGCGGCAUCUGCUAUACACGGAAUGGGCUAGCGUAUCCAAAUGUAUAAAAUACCAGCCGCUCGACUAUAUUAAGGAUUAUUUUGGAGUUAAAAUAGGUUUAUAUUUCGCAUGGCUCGGCUUUUACACCCACAUGCUUAUACCAGCAUCGAUAGUGGGACUUAUAUGUGUGAUAUAUUCUGCAUCUACUGUAUACUCAAAUAAACCUAGCGAAGACGUAUGCAACUACAACUCGACAAUCAAGAUGUGUCCGCUGUGCGACUACCACUGCGACUUUUGGGACCUCAAAGACACGUGCCUGUACUCCCGCAUCACGUAUCUGUUCGACAACCCGACUACUGUGUUCUUUGCCGUGUUCAUGAGUUUUUGGGGGGCGUGUUUCCUGGAGCUGUGGAAGCGGUACUCGGCGGAGAUGACGCACCGCUGGGACCUGACCGGCUUCGACGUGUACGAGGAGCAUCCGCGGCCGCAGUACCUGGCAAGGCUCGCGCACGUCAAGCGGACUGAGCUCAACGUCAUAACGGGCGAGCGGGAGCCCAUGGUUCCGUUCUGGCGCAUGCGUCUCCCCGCCACGCUCAUGUCGUUCAGUAUCGUGGCUCUUCUGAUCCUGAUGGCUCUGGCGGCGGUGCUUGGUGUGGUGCUAUACCGCAUGUCGAUCAUCGGCGCCACGCUGCUGAGGCAAGACAACCGGCUGAUAUCGUACAACCCGAUCAUGUUCACCACUGCCACUGCUGCCUGUAUCAACCUGGUGCUCAUCUGCGUGUUUAAUUACAUGUAUACCUACCUAGCCGAGUGGUUAACAGAAAAGGAACUCCUACGCACACAGACAGAAUUCGACGACUCACUCACGCUCAAGAUUUACCUGCUGCAGUUCGUCAACUACUACGCGUCGAUUUUCUACAUCGCUUUCUUCAAGGGGAAGUAUGUGGGCCGGCCCGGGGACUAUGUGAGGGUAUUCGGCCAGAGACAAGAAGAGUGCGCGCCGGGCGGCUGCUUCGUCGAGCUGUCCAUUCAGUUGGCCAUCAUCAUGGUGGGCAAGCAGUUCAUCAACACCUGCGUGGAGAUGCUCAUGCCCUACCUGCUCAAGUGGUGGAACAUCAUCCGCGCUAUCGGGAGGAAAAACACAAUCAAAAGUCCUAUGCAGUGGGUGAAAGACUUUAAGCUGGUAGACUUCGGGAACAUGGGACUGUUUCCCGAAUAUUUGGAAAUGGUUCUCCAAUACGGCUUCGUAACGAUAUUCGUGGCUGCGUUCCCGCUCGCACCUCUCUUCGCUCUCAUCAACAAUAUUCUCGAAAUGCGCCUCGAUGCAAAGAAGUUUCUCACUUGCUACCGCCGCCCCGUGCCGCAAAGAGUCACCGACAUCGGCGUGUGGUACAGGAUACUCGACUCUAUCGGCAAGCUGAGCGUGAUCACUAACGGCUUCAUAAUAGCGUUCACCUCGGACUUCAUCCCACGCCUGGUCUAUUACUUCUCGAAUGGCACGUACGAGAAUUACGUCAACCACACACUUGCCGAGUUUGACGUGACCGUCUUCCACGAGUAUCGGCCGCAGUCCUCCACGUACAAUGAGACGAUGUGCUCCUACCCCGGCUACUGGUACAACGACGGCGAAGACUACGCGCGAUCCAACUGGUACUGGCACAUCAUCGGCGCGAGGCUCGCUUUUGUCGUCGUGUUUGAGGUACCUUUUUACUAGAGUAAAUAAAAAUGA
Molecule: messenger RNA, 3128 nt
Organism: Ostrinia furnacalis (Asian corn borer)
Lineage: Eukaryota; Metazoa; Arthropoda; Insecta; Lepidoptera; Crambidae
Product: anoctamin-1
Exons: 19
Coding region: 285-3113 (942 amino acids)
Biological process (GO): chloride transmembrane transport
Cellular component (GO): plasma membrane
Molecular function (GO): chloride channel activity; protein dimerization activity
Source: RefSeq, a predicted model, not a curated record